Molecule: messenger RNA, 957 nt
Organism: Mandrillus leucophaeus (drill)
Lineage: Eukaryota; Metazoa; Chordata; Mammalia; Primates; Cercopithecidae
Product: putative ankyrin repeat domain-containing protein 26-like protein
Exons: 9
Coding region: 1-957 (318 amino acids)
Molecular function (GO): protein binding
Source: RefSeq, a predicted model, not a curated record
AUGAAGGGGUCCUGCGGCUCCUUCACCUGCUGGGGGAGGUGCAGGGGGGACGAUGUCGAGGACGAUGACAGCCCCUUCACCCAGCGCGGGUACAACAUCCGAGAGAAACACCUGGGUAAGCUCCACAGAGCUGCCAGCCGGGGUGAAGUCUCCAAGGUGGAGCGCAUCCUUUCGCGCGGGAACGCUGACUUGGAUGAGAGAGACAAGAAAAAGAGGACUGCUCUGCAUUUGGCCUGUGCCAACGGCCAUCCAGAAGUGGUAGCUCUUCUGGUGGACAGAGGAUGUCAACUUAAUGUCUUUGACAACAAAAACAGGACAGCUCUGACAAAGGCAGUACAAUGCCAGGAAGAGGAAUGUGCGACUAUUUUGCUAGAAGUUGGUGCCGACCCAGACCUUGCAGAUGUCUAUGGCAAUACUACCUUACACUAUGCUGUCUACAAUGAGGAUAUACCAAUGACAAAAAAACUGCUUUUACACCAUGCUGAUAUUGAAUCAGCAAACAAGGAUGAACUCACACCAUUUUUGCUAGCUGUGAAUGAACAAAAACAGCAAAUGGUAGAUUUUUUAAGAAAGCAAAAAGAAAAUUUAAGUGCAUCUAAGUUUGAAAGCAUUCACCAACUAAUGUCUGAAUACAAAGAAAACGAGACACCUAGAAAUCCUCAAAAUAGCAAUCCAGAAGGAACAUCUAACAAGAUGGCGUGCUUGGGAGAAGGAGCAGCAGGUGCAAAAGUGGAUGAGAUUCCUGGAUAUCCUGUAAAAAGGCUUUUCAACAAACCAUCUAUUGACGACUCACGACCUAUGUCAGCUAAUGAAGACUUUGAUUUUGAUACUGAGGUGAAAGCAACAGAGCCAGCAAAUGGAAAAAGACAAAAUGGUAUGGGUAUUAUUGAGAGUGCUCCACAAGAGCACACAAAUAAUGAAAUUUUAAUUUUGAUUCAAAAAUGUUCGAGGUGGUAA